This is a messenger RNA of Enterospora canceri, 360 nucleotides long. The record is from the annotation of a GenBank genome assembly. NCBI's taxonomy places the organism in Eukaryota, Fungi, Microsporidia, Enterocytozoonidae.
AUGACCAGUGCGCAGAUUGCGAAGAGGAGUCACAAGUUCAACUCGACGAGAACAAGCACAUUCAGCACUGCAAAGAAGGUGAUUGAGUUGGAGCAACAGGUUGCACAAACAGAGGCAACUUUGAAUGACAAAAUAGCUGAGAAGCAGAAGUUAGAGGCAGAAGUAACGAAGUUAUCAACCCCAACAGUCGAUUCACUUACAAAUGCGUUCUAUAGGGGACUAGGAGUUGAUUUUGUCAAACAAGAUGGGGGAAUAUUCGCUAGAAUCAAAAACAAGGAGAAGAAUGACGUAUUUCUGCUGGAUUUGGAGAACGAUGACCAGGAGAAGACAUGUGAAGAAAUCUGGUCACUCUUUGAAUAA